AUGAUGACUCAAUCCAGAACCUAUGACAACAUCUACUUCUGUUAUGAAUCCUCAAACAAGUCUUGUACAAAACAAAAUUAUUCCACCACAGUAAGAGCCCCUUUGUAUGUUUUGUUAGGGGCUGUCACAUUUCUAACUGUAUUUGGCAAUCUUCUCGUCAUCAUUACUGUAGCACAUUUCAAACAGCUCCACAGUCCUACCAACUACCUCAUCCUCUCUCUGGCUGUAGCUGACUUCCUUGUGGGAGCUGUGGUAAUGCCACCUAGCAUUGUUCGCUCCCUGGAGACCUGCUGGUAUUUGGGUAACCUGUUCUAUCGAUACUACGCUGUCUGUCAGCCUCUCCGAUACCAGACUAAAAUCACAAACUCUGUGACAAUGACCAUGAUUCUGACCUGUUGGAGUCUUUCUGCUGUUUUUGGGUUUGGAAUUGUGUUUUUGGAUCUGACCACCUGGGACACCGAAGACAUUUACAUAAAAAAUUUUCUUUGUGAGGGAAGUUGUACUGUGUUACAAAGCAGGAUGUCUAGUAUAAUUGCCUCUGUACCUGCUUUCUUCAUCCCAGCCAUUCUUAUUGUUGUCCUCUAUCUGAAAAUCCUCAGCAUUGCAAGGAGACAAGCCUGUUCCAUUCAAAACAGAGUUUGUGCAAAUGUAAACUUAAAUAAGUGCAAAAGCACUUUAAAUAAGACAGAGCACAAAGCCACAAAGACACUAGGAAUUGUUGUUGGUGUUUAUCUUGCCUGCUGGGCUCCCUGGUUUAUAUGUAAUCUUAAUGAUCCAAUAAUAGCUUUUUCCUCACCAGUCCUUACAGAACUUUUCAUAUGGCUUGGCUAUUUGAACUCUGGGAUAAAUCCAGUUAUUUAUGCUUUCUCUUUCAGUUGGUUUAGGAAGCCGUUCAAAAGAGUUUUUCAGAAAAUCUUCAAAUUUUAA
Messenger RNA from Scleropages formosus (Asian bonytongue), 927 nucleotides. RefSeq names its product trace amine-associated receptor 1-like. The record is from RefSeq and is a predicted model, not a curated record. The coding region runs from base 1 to 927 and encodes 308 amino acids. Gene Ontology annotation, molecular function: trace-amine receptor activity. Gene Ontology annotation, cellular component: membrane. The transcript is spliced from 2 exons. Gene Ontology annotation, biological process: G protein-coupled receptor signaling pathway. Lineage: Eukaryota; Metazoa; Chordata; Actinopteri; Osteoglossiformes; Osteoglossidae.